This is a messenger RNA of Mytilus trossulus (common blue mussel), 1921 nucleotides long. RefSeq names its product beta-1,4-galactosyltransferase galt-1-like. The record is from RefSeq and is a predicted model, not a curated record. Gene Ontology annotation, cellular component: cytoplasm. Gene Ontology annotation, molecular function: glycosyltransferase activity. The transcript is spliced from 2 exons. Lineage: Eukaryota; Metazoa; Mollusca; Bivalvia; Mytilida; Mytilidae. Bases 377 to 1807 code for a protein of 476 amino acids.
UUGUACACAUAAGAAAAUAGCCUAAAUAAAUAUAAAUAUCAAUAUCUGUUUGUUUUUGGAACCUAUAUUGACAAAUAAUACAAUAAGUAUAUAUGUAAACUGAUCUGGUUAGGGUUGAGAGGAUAAAGGUUCUUAACAUCACCCAUACUACAUUGGCUUAAAGUAUGCUUCAAGUUAAAUUCGGAAAUCAUAUUGAUUACGUUUUCCUGAUAUAUUAAUGGAUGUAAAUAUUCUGGAUCAAAAUCUCACAAACCUUAUUCAAAUUCAAAGGGAAUACAUUGAUGAUAAAAGUUAUUCUCAGUGAUUGAUUUUUCACCUGGAAUAUUUUUUUUCCUGAAAUGCUUAAGCAUUUAAUUUGCAGACGACAUCAUCUUAAAUGGGCAGACGCCGCCUCAGAGCUUUAUUUUACGGUCUAAUUUUCUGUGGUGUCACUUUUUAUUGUUGCUUUCUUGGAUUUCUUCUUGUGAAAAUACGAGAAUUAAAACAUAAAAAUACUGCAACAAGUUUCGAUUUCAUUGAUAAUACAAAAGAAACAUGGCGUCAUCGUGGUGUUACAAGCAAUACUCACGGUAGUAAUAAUGUUUCAAAUAACCCGUAUGGAUUAUUGAAUUUAUUUACCACUAUUUCUCUUAAACCGUUAUGGCAGAAUGUUAGUUUUUGCGAUAAGAGUUAUGUAUUUUCUGCGUUCUAUCACAGGGAAGAUCUUAUAAGUAUAAUAGCAACAACUACCCGUAAAAGUCUGCUAAAUAGGACCGUGCAGUAUCAAUGCCGAUUCUUCAAUGAACUUUCUCCUAAUGCUUUAAAUACUUGUAAUGAAACUAUAGUAAAAAGGAAAGCAAUGCCGGAAAACCGCGGGAAAAGAUACAGUGCUGCAUUUUAUACAUGCCCUUUACCUAAGUCGACUCGUCCAUACGCCGUAUCAUUGUCAACCGAUCAUUGUAAAUCUCCAUCAAACAUAUUGCCAAUAGUUUAUCCUCAGCAACAACAAAGAAAGUUUACUGUCUGUGUUUCUCCCUUGAAUUACCGCUAUAGUAAAGCAUACGAAUUGGUGGAAAUGAUAGAAUUCAACAGAAUAUUAGGGGCAGACUACUUUGUGUUUUACAACUAUAGCACAGACUCCAAUGUGGAUAGGGUUCUAGAAUAUUAUAAAGAACAAGGACUAGUGGAAGUUUUAAAAUGGAAUCUUCCCAUGAAGGUUGACACGUGGCCAAAGAAAAAAGAGCCUGUAGAAAUUCAUUACUUUGCUCAACUUGCAGCUUUAAAUGACUGUUUAUAUCGCAAUAUGUAUGUCAGCAAAUACGUUGUCUUUCAAGAUUUAGAUGAAUUCAUUAUACCAAAGAAACACUUAACUUGGUCCGAUAUGAUGGAAGCUCUUCCAAAAGGUUCCGGUGCUUAUAUAUUUAGGUGUUUUUUCUUUCGAAAAGAAUGGCCAGACACAACGAACAACUUUGAAGGUAAAGACAAAGCUCAAAAAUAUAAAAUGAACACUUUAUUGAAGCAAAAGCGAGAAUCGAAAGUACUCGGGAAAAGCCAUCGAUCGAAAUAUAUUGUUGAUCCGAAACAAAUAGACACUGUCGGAAUCCACAAUAUUUGGCGGUACCGGGCGGGUACUAAAGCUCAUUUUGUUGAUCCAGUAUUCGCACGCAUGCACCAUUAUAGGGAUUGGUUAAAUCCAAACGAUGCUAACACAGGUGUUGAGGAUAACAGGACUAUGGUUUAUAGAAAUGAAUUAUUACAGAAUACAAUACAUGCAUGGGAAAUGUUAAAAGAUGUGCCUUUAGGACCAAUCAGCCAUACUGAUUCGUGAUCUCAUUUUUGCAAUUUGUGUCAAAGGUGAUUUGACACUCUAAUUAAUGCCAAAACAGCAUUUAGAUUAUUUGUUUUUAUAAAAAUGUUGAAUAUUAUAAAUAUUGAAUUUCAA